AGGGGUGAUGCAGUGCAUAGUGACCGAGAAACGCGCAGGAGGUGAUCGCUGACCAGUAACUGAGGUAGCAUUUUGUCGAAAUGAUUUACCGUCAGUACUGAAACGUGAUAUUGGCGGGCAACGAAAGUACCUGAUAUAAUGUUAGGUCGAGUAGGAUGGCGAGCGGAGCGAAAAAAAAGUUCCGAUGUCUCUUUUGGGUUUUUUUGCAAGCCCUAUUUUGACCGCAGCCUCGAAAUGUCUAUUUCUCAGGAUAAUGUAUGCGCUGUUUUCAAGUAAAUAUCCAGUUCAGAACGUAAGCACUGACGUGCAAACGACGGCUUGUUUUUAACAGAACUAAAUGAAAUCUCAUGUCGUGUUCUCUUAUGCGGGCUCUUAACUUUUACCAUUGUGCAAGCGAUCCUGAAAUCCAACUCGGGUCUGCGAAGGACGGACAAAGCCAGUACUCAGUAAGGGCGUUGCAAAUCAACUACAGCGUGCCCAAUAAAUUGGCCCCGGUUGGAUUUUAAAGAUAAGGACAGAUUCAUCCCCUAAUUACAUUACUGUCAUGUGUUUAAUUGUCUCCCUUUUGAAGUAUUUUGCGAGGAGAUCUGACCUCCCUAUUUAUCUGAUCUACAUAUUAAUUGAGGGGGAAGAGGUGGGAGACGCUGAGGGUCUGGGAUAUAGUGAGUUGUUACAUCUACAAGCCCCUGCCUCUCACGAAAUAACCCACAAAAGGAUUCGCGUUGAAGUCAGCUCCCCUUUCUGCGCUGUACGACUCCGUAUUGUUCGUCAGCUCUCUUCCUGCCUGACAGCCUUUGAGGACGGCUACACUUCUGUCUAUAUUACUCGAAACAUUUUUAUUUAAGGAAUGAACGGGGAGACUUGCGUGUCUUAUUGCGAUAUGGCGAGCAUGGAUUCAUUUUAUAACUCAGCUCCGCAGGAGCAGCAGUCUCCCUUCCGAACAUUUCAGCCGAGUGACAAGUUUGCUCCCAACUUCCUGAACAACAAAGGCCAAAGUUAUGUUGAGAAGCCGAGGACCCCCUUCCAGCAGGAAUGCGAGCCAUUGGACAGCACCAUUCAAAACCCCAGCGCCGGCGACAGCAUCUUUAACAAAUAUCUAUACAUGCAGGGAGCAGGCAGGGCGGCGAAAUCUCCGGCUCAGAACAAGAUCGAGGAAGCUAACCACAACGGCGCCUUGAUUCCCUGUUACGCUAAAGACAGCCCACUGGGAGAGUCAGACCUGCCCCAGAGCCCUGACCCAGCGGUGAUGGAAAGCUCCUAUCUUAGCGUCAAGGAGGCAGCGAUGAAAACAGCCAACACCGAGCUGUCCAACGCCAUGGACAAGGCCGAGAGUGACAGUAACAAGGGCAAGAAGCGCAGGAACAGAACCACCUUCACCAGCUACCAGCUGGAGGAACUGGAAAAGGUUUUCCAAAAGACUCAUUACCCGGACGUGUACGCCAGGGAACAGCUUGCACUGAGGACGGAUCUGACUGAAGCCCGUGUCCAGGUUUGGUUUCAGAACAGGAGAGCUAAGUGGAGGAAACGAGAACGCUUUGGACAGAUGCAGCAAGUCCGCAGUCAUUUCUCCACUGCCUAUGAAUUACCCAUUUUAACCAGGGAGAACUAUGCACAGAUACAAAACCCAUCUUGGAUUGGUAAUAAUGGUGCCUCCUCUCCUGUGCCAGCUUGUGUUGUGCCCUGUGAAACGGUAACAUCCUGCAUGUCCCCACAUGCACAUGCACAUGCUCCAGGUGGGGUGUCUGACUUCCUGGGUGUUUCUGCCCCUGGCAGCCAUGUGGGACAGACACAUAUGGGUGGUCUCUUUGGCACCACUGGGCUCGGAGCUGCCAUCAACGCAUUUGACAUCAGUAACGAACCAGAUCGAAAAUCGUCCAGCAUUGCAGCCUUAAGAAUGAAAGCCAAAGAGCACAGCGCUGCCAUAUCUUGGGCCACAUGACCGAUAUAACAGUACAUAUUCAAACACUGAAAAUAGUACAAUAUUACACAAUGCUGGACUAAGGACAUAACGCAACAUGGAGAUUUAUAAGCAGCACUUUUUCUAUUAUAGGUUGGUAGGAUUAGAAAUGAGGUUUACACCAUCUUCAAAAUAUUUACACUGUACCCCUCACUGUACAAGAGCCACAUUGAAAAAUACUCAAAAUCCAAAGUUUCAUUUGAAGUUGAUAUCCUUAGAUUUCAGGCAAGCUUGUAAAAGUCGACAGUAAAAUGGCAACUUAAAACCAGAUACGUAGUUAGAAUCCAUCAAGGUUCAUAAGAAAUUGCAGAGUUCUGUGUAAUAUUGGUGUAUGGUUGCAGUCAUCACUGACCAUAAAAUUUGAAGAUUAAAAAAAAGCUUAUUGUAUAGAACAGCUUGUAAAUUAAUUCAAAUAGCUCACCAGCCAAAUAGAUUAACGAGACUGUUCUGAUGAAAUCAUAAGAAAAGUUAAACACAUCUGGGCUCCAAUACCUGUUAGGAUGCAAAAACAUAAAUCCUAUGGCAUAUAGUUUUGAAUUAUUUCAAUUGACUGCAUUUAUUGUGAAUGCCACCAUUAGGUGGCACAGUGCCUGCACAUGGGAAGUUUUAUAAAGCAGAAAUUGACACCCCCUCUGAGAACGAAAACCUAAACAACGAAAGAAGAGCACCUCGCCGUAUAAUCUGUUAAAAGGUGUGAAAAGGGGUGUAACCUGCCUUUCAGUCACUUCUAAUGGUUCAAUCAAAUAAAUCCUUGAUACUCACGUUACAAUCAACAAGUAACAAUUUAUUUAACUAAUGCUAACAUUGGACAAAUUAACUAAACUAUUAACGAACCAAACAAAUCUAUUCUAACUACUCACUAUUUCUGAAUAAUGCAAGAUUCUAAUAGUAUGCUCUUCCUAUAAAUACAAUUCACACUUACAUAGCAAAAUGGAAUUUAAGUCUCUUGAAAUUACAGCAUGUUACAUCUUCUGGAAUGUUCUGUGCUUUCUCCGUCUACUCUUCUGUCAGGAAUCUUAGCUAGAUGUGCUGUGGUACUGUUAAGAAUAGAUGGUGCUUUCUCUAAGAGCCGAGAGCUGUUAUCUCCAGCAGAUAGCAGUUAGCUCUGCCAAUUUUCCAACUUCCGCCUUCUUUAAUACCCCUAAUUAUCAAUCCAUUUCUCACAAUUGGAUUGGUCCUAAGUUGUCAAAACCAUCAGAUUCAAAUUUGAUAGGUUUUUGGUAUCUAAGCACCUGGUUCAAAUUGAUUGGCUAAAUUCAAAAUGCUGUUGUCUUGGUAGAAAUGCUGCUUGGCCUGCUAAUGCAAUGGCCUUUUGAUACAAAUGUUUCAAUUUGGGUCCUCUCCGUACUUAAAAAUUUUCAAGCUGCUCACAAGCAUAGAAGAAGCACAAUCUUUUAAGAAGACCAUGCCAUGCUUCCCCUCCGCCCCCCCAGCAUUUUACAAACACCAAUAUUUUAUCAACACCAAAUUCUAAUGCCCUGCCUCCCAAUCCACAAAUACGCUACGUAACUUCACAACAGAAGAAACAUAGACUUACAGUACCACAUCACUGCAAACUUCAUGUGUUUUUUGUUAAAAGUUAUUUUCUUGAGGUUUGUAACUGACAUGACGCAUUUCUGGAGCAGCCUGGUCCAGCCGCUCCUUCUGCCCAGACAAAACUCAAUGACUGUGGAUUCGAUAAACAAGUGAAUGUCCAUUUCCAGCACAACACUUGUACACUACCCUCCACGGUGGUACGUAAUGGUCAGGCAGUGAGGUGGCGGACAGCUAUUCUGUCGGAGACAGUAGUCUCCACCUUGCCUCAGCUUUCCGGUCUCCGUGUCUCCAGAUGCCUCCUGCAAUAACAAUGGAGGGUGUCAAAACCCAUGUGCAGGUGAAAUGUAGUGAUGUCUACAUUGCAUGCACAGAUGCUUCCUGUUCCCAUUUAUAACCAGGUGUCAUCAUACCUUGCUUCUGUAUAUAUAUGAGGGGGCCAUUUUGGUAUUCCGAGUAAUUACUUCAAUUCCAAUUAGAUACUGAAAACCAUGGCAACAUCUUUCAAUUUUAGUAAAUGUAUCGAUUUAUUCUAAUUUUGUAAUCAAGUUUUUCUUAAGGUUUCUGUAUACAAAUUAUAACUAAGUUUUGUUUUGUUUUUGCCAAAUUACUUUGUUUUCAAUUAUAUUGGCUACAGGGUUUUGUAAAAGCCCCAUAUCGGUUGUGGCUUAGAGACUAAUUGGCUCCUUUGCCCUACUGCCACAACGGAUCUAUAAGGACAUUUUCUUUCAGUAGAAUAUUUUUAUUAAAGUAAACUGGAUAUCAAGUUCAAAUCAAUUUUUAAGUAAUUAAUCUUUUAACAAAAUAUUUACUUGACCUUCAACAUCAAAACCUGUGUCUAGUCCUGGGCACUGACCUAUAGUAGCAACAGUAGUUUAAGACCUUGCAAAGUUUACACAAUUUAAAAAAAGACAAGUUAAGAAAAUGUCUUACAAAUAAAAAAAAAUUGUGUUAUUGCUAACUAUACCAAAAGUGAGAUGUUAUACCGUUUUAAAUGUCAUUAUCUUUUGCAACAAUCACGCCCAUUGCUAUUACUUAUACUACUGAAGUAGAAGGUUGAAGUUCAGAGUAAUAUAUCUGUUUGGGUGUGUUGUGUACUUUUGCCGAGAAGAAAUCUCGAGAAUAUUACUGUUAUAAUUUGUUGUAAAAUAUUUUACUCCUUUAGCUUUAAUUGCCUUGUUUUAAAUAUAAUUGUAGGAAAGGGUGCAAUUAGAUUACAUUCAAUAAAAAAAGUUACUGCAUCCAAAGUAGUGUUCAUCAUUACUGUGAGAAUCUAACAGACUCAUUAUUUGCCUCUGUUGUACUGUUUUAUGAGUAAGUUAUUGCACUUGGAACAAUGAUUUGCAUAGAUGUAAUUUCUUAGGAAACUGUAACAGAGUGGGUCAGAAUGGUAUGUAUUGUUUUGACAGGUAUAACCAAUAACUCAAUAAAGAAUCUGUCUUUUUCCUACUGAAGAAAAAACUAUUUUCUUUUCAAGGAAUGGUGAUGAAACAUGAUCUUGAUAGCGCUGAAGUCUUUCAUUAAUUGGAGUGGACAAAAAUACCAACACUGCCCUUCUGAACUGCUGACAUAGUACAGAAAGGAUUACAGAACUUAUAUUAACAACAGGUGUCAGAAGAUGUACAUCAGUAACUCUGAGUGUAGUGACUUACAAAAUCAGACCAUUCCAAAGAAAGUUGAACACAACAGUGUACCUAUUAAUAUUCCUUCUAUAUUCUAAAAAUUUUAAUAAAAAUUUCA
Stegostoma tigrinum is the source of this 5230-nucleotide messenger RNA. It is a transcript of the gene alx4a, whose product is annotated as ALX homeobox 4a. NCBI's taxonomy places the organism in Eukaryota, Metazoa, Chordata, Chondrichthyes, Orectolobiformes, Stegostomatidae. The transcript is spliced from 4 exons. The record is from RefSeq and is a predicted model, not a curated record. The coding region runs from base 848 to 1939 and encodes 363 amino acids. Gene Ontology annotation, molecular function: DNA-binding transcription activator activity, RNA polymerase II-specific; RNA polymerase II transcription regulatory region sequence-specific DNA binding. Gene Ontology annotation, biological process: regulation of transcription by RNA polymerase II.